AUGCCCCUGCCAGCGCUGCUCUCCUCCAGCGAUAGAUCGUCUUCCAUCGGCUUGUCUUCCAGCAAGGCGCGCUCUGUCCCGGCCGUCGACGGCGACAUCCCACCCGAGUACAUCCACGACGAAGCCCAGCUACCAUGCAUCCCACCCGAACGACCAGAUCUGCGCGAGCUCAACUGCAGCCUCGAGGCCCUGGCGGCGGUAUUCCCUGAUAUCCAGAUCGAGGUCUUCCGAGAGCUGCUGGGCAACUUUGACGGCGAAUCGAGGCUUGCCCUGGUGGCCGAUGCUCUGCUGAAGAAUCGUGCAGUAUGGGUCAAAGGCCGGUGGAAGGCGGAGGCAGAUGUGGAUGGCCCUGGCAAUCGGCUGGUGCCGAGAGCAGAAAUAUUCCGAAGCAACGAAUAUAAAAAGGCGGUCCAAGCGCUUGCGUGGCAGGAGUUUAAAGGCUUGUCCAAGUCGACCAUCAACGCGGUGCUUGCCGAGUGCAACUACUCAUACCUGGACGCUCGGAGGACUCUUGUGACGCUGUCAUCUAAAUCAUGGCGCUUCACCAUUUCGUCAAUCUUCAUGAGACGGAAGCCUGUCGCAACGGGCGAGGCAGACAACCAUCCUCUGGUCCGCUGGCGCACAACUGGUCAUGGCUCCAGCAUACCUACAGUACGGUCCACGGGCAAUGCCGAGCUUGAUCGAGAGCUGUAUGAUGCGCUGAUACGCCCGCUAAAGGAAAAAGAAAGAGAAGAACGGGAGAUCAAGGACCGCGCGGCCGCUAUACUGCUGAACAACGAGGAAGCCGAAAAGGCGGGCGCCAUUCACGAGUGCACGUGCUGCUUCACUACAGGCGCCUUUGAAGAGUUUACGCACUGCAACAAGGACGCACACAUGAUUUGCUUCCGCUGCGUCCAGCAUUCCAUCAAGGAGGCGGUUUUUGGCCAGGGCUGGCAGAGCAGCAUCAUCCCCGAGACAGGAACACUGAGGUGCAUGGCCGUCGACCGCGUCCAGUGCCCCGGCUACGUCUCAUCUGAACACAUGUGCAGGGCCAUGUUAGAAGAGAAGAAGGGCGCCGAGAUUUUGCAUCAACUAGACCAGCGGCUUGCAGAGCACGCUUUGCUUGCCGCCAAACUACCGCUGGUACACUGUCCAUUUUGCAAUUAUGCAGAGAUUGACGAUAUAUACAUGCCGCAUCGAACGACCAAGACACGGAUUCGGAUUUCCGGUGUUCUUCACUUGAUGUUUCUUUUCUUCUGCUUCAUCUGUGUUGUCCUUGUCCUUCCCAUAGCCGUGAUAUCGGUUGCCACCGCUUUGGCAUUCACCUCUUGGCGGUCUUUUUGGACACAGAUAUCAACGGAGUGGAAGCACGCCAUCGCCAGACAUUCCCGCCGACGACGUGGGCUCCAGUUUUCGUGCCAGAAUCCCGAGUGUGGCCGAGUAUCCUGUCUCUCGUGCAACAAGGUCUGGACAGAUAUUCAUGUCUGCAAUGAGUCGUCUCUGGUUGCACUGCGAACGCAGGUUGAACAGGCCAUGAGCAUGGCCAUCAAACGGGUCUGCCCUCGAUGCAACACAUCGUUUGUCAAGAAUGCGGGCUGCAACAAGCUCACUUGCCCCUGCGGGUACAAGAUGUGCUACGUUUGCCGUGCCGACCUCACCGAAGAAGGAUAUCGGCACUUCUGCGACCACUUCCGGCCAGACGGCGAUCCUCGGCCAUGCCUUGAAUGUGACCGGUGCAAUUUGUGGGAGUCGGAAAACGUCGACCAAGUGCUGCAAGAAGCCCGCGAAGAAGCGGAGCGGAAGUGGAAAGACACGGAGAAGAGGGAUCUGUCCGGGCCUGAGAAGGCGUUUCUAGAGACGGGCAUCGCAGCACGGGCGACGGGCAUGAACAGCCUGGAGCAGAUCUUGGUGUCGGGACGAAUGCCGUCACUGGGGGAAGUUUUGGACGUUGUGGUUGAGACGAUCCUCGUGUGA
Messenger RNA from Trichoderma virens Gv29-8, 1953 nucleotides. RefSeq lists its product as uncharacterized. The transcript has 2 exons. NCBI's taxonomy places the organism in Eukaryota, Fungi, Ascomycota, Sordariomycetes, Hypocreales, Hypocreaceae. The record is from RefSeq and is a predicted model, not a curated record. The coding region runs from base 1 to 1953 and encodes 650 amino acids.